GGUAGUCUUGGAGUAGUCACUUCCGUGCCAGGCUUCCGCGUGGUGGGCAGUGUGGACGUCCCAGCACUGCGUUCUGCCCGGAUAUUUACUGAGCACCGACUCUGCGCAAGUUGGGGGGGGGGGGUGUGGGCAGCAGACCAACCCUGCCCCUGCCUUGAAGAAGCAGAGAGACAGACCUGUCACCAGUGACAGCGAGUCAGGAUCAGGGCCAGUAUGGAGGCACACAUGCAGCUCUCGGGGCCCUGGGGGAGGCGCCCGACUCAGUGACUGGGGUCCAUAAAGUCUUUGAGGGAAGACGUUUAACAUGCACGUCAAACUUGACAUGUCCAAAUGGAAUUCCUGGUCUUCUCCCCUCAAAAAAUGGCCCCACCAUCCCCCUAGUGCUCAGGCCAGAACCUCAAAGUUACCCUUCAUCACUUUCUCUCGUCAUUGCCCCAGUCAGUCUGCCCGGCUUGACCCUAGGAGGCAGAGGUUGCAAUGAGCCAAAAUUGUGCCACUGCAUUUUAGCCUGGGUGACAGAGUGAGACUCCAUCUCAAAAAAUUAACACUUAAAAUAUUUUUUAAAGAAUGGAAAGAGAUGGGUGCUAGGCAGGACCUGAAAACAUGAAAAGGCCUCCCCAGAAGAGAAUUGAGCAGAAAAUCCAGGAGCACAGAGGAGGAGUGAGUCAAAAACGGGGGGAGGAAAUAUUCCAAGGGGUGCUGCAGCCAUCUGGGAGAGAGACAGACCUGACUAGGGUGCUGUCAUGGAGAUGGUCAGAAGGGUUUGGCUGUUUUUAAGCCAUAUUCAAAUAGGAUUUGCUAUUUCAUUUAAGUACCUGGAGUUUGAAAAGGUCCGGAGUUGGCAUUGCAGUUUGGUGCCACUCACUGGGAGCAUGACAAGUGUAAGGAGAGAAAGAGCAGUCCAGUCUCCUGAACCCCAAAGCUUCUGGCCUGAGCAGCUGGAUGGAUGGAGCUGCCUUGUGCUCCAGGAGAAGCCCGUUGGGUUAGAGGAAUCAGGAAUUUGGGUUUGGAGAUGCCUAUUAGACAUCUGCAUGGCACUGGCCUCUGCCCUCAGAGAAGUUAGAAACAGUAAAUACAGUCACAUAAAAUAAUUCCAAACAUUGUGGUAAGUCCUAGAAGCAAUGUGACCUGCCUGCUCUGAAUGGCAAGGAGACAAAGGCAUUCGUCCAGGCUGGAGGUGAUGGUGGCUUGGGGAAGGGAACUGAGCCUGGGGAGUUUUUGUGGGUUCACCAGGCAGACAGGACCAAGAUUUGACUGGAGGUUUGGAGUCUUGGAGUUUGGGUGGAGAAGGAUGAGGUAGGAAAGAAAACGGAUGGAAGUCAGAGAUGGGCUGAUCCAUGUCUUGAUGAGGCCACAUUAACUUGGGGAUUCUGAUACCAGAGCAGGUUUGAGUUCAAUCUUGGAGACCCACAUAUGCUUUCAUCCCCAAAACAGGUGCAACCCUAACUGGUCUCCCGAGGUGUGAUCCAGGCUACCUGCGUGUUCCCUGGAGAAGGUGAUCACCCUGCCUUUCACAGGAUGCAAUCAGAACCCACUCCUGGAGACAGUAUCAAACCCUACAGAGUGAAAUCAAUUGUCCUUUCCUGUUUUCCACCUUCCCCUGAACACAGCUUCAAUCCUCUGGCCUCCCUCUGCCCCGAGAGUCAUAAAUCCCUCACCUCCCAAGCUCUCUUAACAGCCCUGGUGGCCCAUGCCAAUGAUAUCUACCUUGUCUUUCUGAUCUGGGCUGUAACAAGGGUGGCCUCCCUGGAGGUUGUGACAAACGGUCCUUAAUAUACACCCCAUCCCUCUGGACAAGACACAACCUAAUCUUGGGUAUAACCUGUUUGUCCUCCCUCUCUUUAGCCCUGAAGCCAGAUUCUUAAGCUACUUCUCUUCUUGGUGCAUAAUGGUGCAAUCCAAGAAGCAUUCCCUAAGGCAGUGGCUUUCUUACACCAGGACCCACUUAUAACCGUCCUGUCUCCAGUGCUAGAAGAAGCCACUCCACUCGCGCACAAGUCUCCCUGGUCUAUUCCGGCCAGAGGUGCAAUCCUGACAAUCUCCCUGAAGGCAAGGACCCUGCAAUCCGGAAUCCACACGUAACCCACCUCCUCUCUCUCCCUGUUUAGGAGAAGCCGACGCCUCCCGCAAUGCCCGCCCCACCGUGUACCUCCUGCCACGCGGCACGAGCUGCCCUCCGCCGUCCACGCUCCGGCCAAGCGCUGUGCGGUGCCUGCUUCUGCUCAGCCUUUGAGGCCGAGGUGCUGCACACGGUGCUCGCGGGCCGCCUGCUGCCGCCUGGUGCAGUGGUGGCUGUGGGCGCCUCGGGCGGCAAGGACUCCACCGUGCUGGCGCACGUGCUGCGCGGGCUGGCGCCGCGCCUGGGCAUCUCACUGCAGCUCGUGGCCGUCGACGAGGGCAUUGGCGGCUACCGGGACGCGGCGCUGGCGGCCGUGCGGCGCCAGGCGGCGCGCUGGGAACUGCCGCUCACCGUCGUAGCCUACGAAGACCUCUUCGGGGGCUGGACAAUGGAUGCGGUGGCCCGCAGCACAGCUGGCUCCGGCCGCAGCCGCUCCUGCUGCACCUUCUGUGGGGUGCUGCGUCGCCGGGCGCUGGAGGAAGGGGCACGCCGCGUGGGAGCCACGCACAUCGUGACGGGUCACAACGCAGACGACAUGGCGGAGACCGUGCUCAUGAACUUCCUGCGGGGCGACACGGGGCGGCUGGCCCGGGGCGGGGGCCUGGGCUCCCCGGGCGAGGGGGGCGCCCUGCCGCGCUGCCGCCCGCUGCAGUUCGCGUCGCAGAAGGAGGUGGUGCUGUACGCGCACUUCCGCCGCCUGGACUACUUCUCCGAGGAGUGCGUCUACGCGCCCGAGGCCUUCCGCGGCCACGCCCGGGACCUGCUCAAGCGCCUGGAGGCGGCGCGGCCGUCGGCGGUGCUGGACCUCGUGCACUCCGCCGAGCGCCUGGCGCUGGCCGCGUCCGCUCGGCCCCCGCGCCCCGGCGCCUGCUCCCGCUGCGGGGCUCUGGCCAGCCGCGCGCUCUGCCAGGCCUGCGCGCUCCUGGACGGCCUGAACCGCGGCCGGCCCCGCCUGGCCAUCGGCAAGGGCCGCCGGGGGCUGGACGAGCAGGCGACGCCGGGGACGCCCGGGGAUCCGGCCCAGACCCCUACCCCAAAGGCCGUCCCCACCUUCUAGCGACUCCGGACCUCCCGCUGGGAUCUGACGCCCCCCCCGGGGUGGGGACUGCCUGUAAAUGACACUGUGAAUAAACCCCCAUUACCUUG
Molecule: messenger RNA, 3265 nt
Organism: Sapajus apella (tufted capuchin)
Lineage: Eukaryota; Metazoa; Chordata; Mammalia; Primates; Cebidae
Gene: CTU1
Product: cytosolic thiouridylase subunit 1
Exons: 3
Coding region: 2130-3176 (348 amino acids)
Biological process (GO): tRNA wobble position uridine thiolation
Cellular component (GO): mitochondrion; cytosolic tRNA wobble base thiouridylase complex
Molecular function (GO): tRNA binding
Source: RefSeq, a predicted model, not a curated record